CAGGAAAGUGUGGCAUUCACGACCCAGCGCUCAUGCAGUACAGGUCCUACACAACUGCCUGCCUUCACUUCCCUGACUAGAUCCCAGAACUCGCUCAGAGACGGAGACAGAGAGAGAGAGGCACAUGAGGUGUGUGUAAUAGAGUAGGGAUCAGUUAGGUGAACUCCAUAGGGAAUCUUGACAGUAGAAAGGCAAGUUAGGACACUCACACAACUUUUCCCAAGUUAUUUUACUGCAUUACCUAAGCUUGUAGAAAUGGAAGUAAUCGAAGAUGCCCAUUUGCACCUGGAUGUGCCCGAGCCGCACAAAUCCCUCACCGAGAUCUCCGAUGAUGAAAUCAACCUCCCGGUCUCUGAGGAAGAAGAUGAGGCUGCCGUCGAUAAUAAAUCCAAAUAUAGCGAUGAGAAAGAAGAGAGGGGUGAUGGAGACAAAGGUGAGAUGAAUGGAGUGAUGGUCUUGGCUCUUCUAGAUAAAAUCAUUGGUGCUGUGGAUCAGAUCCAGCAGACGCAGGCUGGGCUUGAAGUCCGUCAGAGGGAGAUGGAGAAGUCGGUGACGGGAAUCCAAGGAGAACUCACCAAACUCUCCAAAAAUCACUCCACCACUGCCAACACGGUCAAUAAGAUGCUGGAGAAGGUGCGGAAGGUCAGCGUUAAUGUUAAGACAGUGCGAGGGAGUCUGGAGAAGCAAGCCGGGCAGAUUAAACGUCUGGAAAGCAAUGAAAAUGAACUUCUGAAGAGAAGAAACUUCAAAGUCAUGAUUUACCAGGACGAGGUGAAAAUACCUACAAAAGUGAAUGUAGCAAAGUCUAUGAAGUUACCAGAGCCUGUAGAGGGUGACGGGGAGCUAGAACUUAAAGCAGCUGCAGAAGAAGGAGGAGAGGACAAAGAGAAAUCACAUCUAGACCUGUCCUCUGAUGAAGAAGAAUUAGAGAUUGAGGAGACCAUCGAUGAGACACGAGCAGAGCGCAUCAAACGUAGCAGCCUACAGCGUGUCCAGAACAUCAGAACCGUUUUCUCCAGGGAAAAGAUGGCGAAAACCAAACAAAAAACGAAGGAUAACCUGGAGAAGACCAAGCAGAAGACCAAAGAUAAUUUAGAAAAAACCCGUGUGAAGACCAAAGAGAACCUGGAAAAGACCAAGCAGAAGACCAAGGAGAACCUUGAGAAGACCAAACAGAAGACCCGAGAAAACCUGGAGAAAACACGUCACAACAUUGAGAAAAAGAUGGGCAAACUCGGCACUCGCAUGUCAGUGAACCCCGAGCACAAAGAAAAGCUCAAGACCUCACAGAAGAAGAUGGUAAAGUCCUUCACUCCAGACCACACCAUCUAUGCCCGCUCCAAUACAGCCAUCUACAAGGUGCCACCCUUCACCUUCCAUGUGAAGAAGAUCCGUGAGGGAGAGAUGGAGAUCCAGGGAACCGAAAUGGUGGAGGUUGGUGGAGAUGCAGAAGAGGUGGAGAAUGAAGUGAUGGAGGGAGAAGAUGAGGAGAUGGAGAUGCAAGAUGGAGAGAUGGAUGACGAUGAGGAUGAGGCGACAGAAGACAGCCCUGAGAUGCGGGCACUGCUGAAGAGGGGAGAAGUCUCUGAGCUGGUGUUGGUGGAACAAGACCAUGACCGAGAUAGCGAUUAGACAAAACAUUGUCUUCAUUUCUUUAUGUGUUUUAGGGUGCCUACACACUAGAGACUGCUCUCUAAGAGCAUUUGUAUGCAUGAUAUCGAUUUUGAGUAUUUCUUACUGUUGUCUAUGCAUAUUAAGUCGGGGAGCAAGUAUUUCAACAUAAAAAAGUUACACAAUUCGCUUUAGCAUUUUGUCAACGUUAAACUGCAUAAUAGACCUCUGCAUUUCUCUUGCUUGUCACAUCAUUCCCAUUAAAAUCAUUGGAUGUAAAAUCUAGUGUGUGGGUGCCUUAAGAGUGUGUUCUGUAUGAUGCAGAUGUCUAAUGUUGCAGGAAAGUGAUUUUGUGUUUGUGUGUGUAUGACAGCAUGUGUGUGUAUUUUCAGUGUUUUUUUUUCUGACAGCAAAAGAUUUAAAUGUAAACUGACUUCAUUCAGAUUGAGAUUUACUGGGAUUGAGAUUUACUUUGCUAGUCCAUGUAACAUCUUUGAGUUCAUAAACUUUUUUAAAUGUGUGAUUGUGAACAAGGUAUUGUGACCAAUAAGAUGAAACAAUGUGUAAGGUAAUGGCCAUUGUGGUCAUUGGACAAAAUAAAAUAACCGUGCAUAUAUAAGACCAAUGACAGAGAAAGAGAUCAAUUUAAUAACAGACUUGGACAAGUGUUAUACAGGACGUUUUGAUAGAUUUUUCUUUUAUGUUCUAUGUAAAGAUAUAUGAGUCACGUCACUUAUCAUAGACAGUAGAUUAAAAAAGAGCCUGAAAUAUUGCUUCUAUCGCUACCUUUUAUAUAUCUUUUAUAUAUCUUAUCGUUUAAUGUUGCAUUACUUUAUAAUAGGCUGUCACUGUCAAACUGUUACACUGAAUGUUUCAUUGGAUGUCAAUGGAACAAUACUUGUACAUCUUCAAAGGACGGGAAAAAUAGAAGACACCGCAUUUGAACAUUGAAUCGCAUUUUUUAUCCUCAGAUGUUGCAAUUUAUGAAAAAUAUUGAUAAUUAACAGAAAGGAUAUUCAUACAGUAGUCUCAGGAUAGCACGAUGCAGGUUUGCUUAACUCUCUAAAAGAUACACAGAAGGUAACUUUGCUCUCACCCCUACCACUGUUUGUGUUAUUUUGGCACAUCCCCUGGUGGACAUGUGUGGAAGUGUUACAAUGGACCAUUCAUUGCUGAGCCUUUGGCGUGUCAGCUACAGAUUAAAGAGCUCAGAAGAAACAAAAUAAUUCUGAAUUGCAUGACAGCUACUGGCGAAAAAAUAACCUGAUCUCGAAUAAAUGCUAUCACAUUUACAUUUACAUUUAGUCAUUUAGCAGACGCUUUUAUCCAAAGCGACUUACAGAAGAGGGAAACAAUUCUUCACCAAUACGUUUUUUCUUUUUUUCUUCUUUUUUGUUUUACAUAUAAAGCACACACAUUUAUCAGAUGUGCCCGAAAUGGUUUCUCUUCAUUUCUAAUAUUGUAUUAUUUUCUGCUUCAUAAUCUUGUCAGAGUCCUGCUUCACUAGCGUCUUGCUUUUGUUAUUUUAUACAUUUAUUUUGUUUAGGUGAAGCAAUGAAUAUUUCUUCUGGAAUGUCACAUUUCUUAACCACUAAUGUGUUCAAUAAAGCAUUCUGCUUCACAUUUAA
This is a messenger RNA of Triplophysa dalaica, 3239 nucleotides long. RefSeq names its product caveolae associated protein 1b (gene cavin1b). The record is from RefSeq and is a predicted model, not a curated record. The transcript is spliced from 2 exons. Gene Ontology annotation, biological process: termination of RNA polymerase I transcription; transcription initiation at RNA polymerase I promoter. The coding region runs from base 256 to 1632 and encodes 458 amino acids. Gene Ontology annotation, cellular component: cytoplasm; caveola. Gene Ontology annotation, molecular function: rRNA primary transcript binding. Lineage: Eukaryota; Metazoa; Chordata; Actinopteri; Cypriniformes; Nemacheilidae.